Priapulus caudatus is the source of this 5997-nucleotide messenger RNA. Its product is annotated as formin-binding protein 1-like. The record is from RefSeq and is a predicted model, not a curated record. The transcript has 19 exons. Gene Ontology annotation, molecular function: protein binding. The coding region runs from base 1700 to 3766 and encodes 688 amino acids. Lineage: Eukaryota; Metazoa; Priapulida; Priapulimorpha; Priapulimorphida; Priapulidae. Gene Ontology annotation, biological process: signal transduction.
GCUAGUUUUUAGCCUGGAUUAGAUAGGAAUUUGUAUAUUUAAAUUUACAAACUUAAAAUUAGAAUGCAAUAGUGAAACAACAUGGCAAUGCCAUAUUCUACUCUUGUUCCCAACAUCUUAGUGCAGCUUUGUAAAGAUUUAUUCAUAUUCAAAGGCCAAGAAAUUUCUUAGCCAACACCUCGGCACAUACUGUUGUGGUCCAAAUCACUCGGCUACUUCGGCUAACACUUGUGACAGGGUCAUGUAUAAGACAUAUUUUAUCAGUAACAGAUGAGUGUAACAUUUUGACAGUAGCUAAUCAGUGGUAUGAAGUGUCGUAAUUAAAUAGAAAGAUUACACAAGUGAACUCACUCCCUGUCUAUGAUCCCCGUAUCUGACUGUGCACCACCCCACGCCGCUACCCCCAGCAAAUUUCGAUGACCGAUUGUAUAAAAUUAUUACCAAUGUGUGGAUCAGUGGGCAUAUAUGUAAAUUUGAACCCUGAGAUAGUAGUCUUGACAUGGCAGUCUGUGACUCUGAUGAAAGGUAACAUCUUGUUGUUGUUUAAAGUUUGUUUGCAUUGCAGCCUAUUCCCGGUUCAUAUUCUUAAUUUGUUUUCUAUGCAAAUCAAGUUACAUAAAUGGUAAACUAAAUAUUUAUGGUAAUACGUCGUUUAGUAAAGAAAGUGUGUAGAUGCUCUGGCAAUGUUGACUGAGGCAAGAGCAUGCAAUAAUCUUCUUAUUUGUGAAUGAUCUACUAUGUAACAUUCCAUGUGCCGAACAUGUUAAAUGAGCAUACUUAUCAAUAUGUAUAAGACUUGUCAGUGUGUUCAACUUCAUUUGACUUUUAACAACCAGAUGCUGUCUUUCUUGUUAAUCAUUGUUUUAUGUAUAUUUUGUUUUCUGGAAUCAUGGAACUAUGUGUCAGUUAUCUAAUAAAUAGCGUUACAUUAAUUUCUUUGUGUAUUAGUAAUAAUAUAUUACCUCUUAUCUUCAUAUAAUUUUUCGAGGGGUCACCCCGCCACAGGCACAGACACCGUCACAUCUUUUGCACACCUAGGAUUGUAGUCUUACCGAAUGUUCGACUGGUAAUCAUAAGACCCAAUUAAUCUGUGUUCGCAAGUGCCUUGUAUUUGUAAGCCGAAAAAUUAUUUGUAAGGAAUUGUACAUGAUCCAUCCACCUCGGUCAACCAUCAGUCAGACCGUCCAGUAAUAAUGCCCUUCCUUGGCAGCUGUUCCUUCGCACAGUUUACUUUUUGACGAGGCCUUGCAUUUUUCGUUAUUCCGCGUUAUAUUGUUUCGAUUUUUUUGAUGCCACGAAUUUCUAUUUUUUAUUGUGUUUUUUUUAUGUGUUGACGAGGAAGUGUGUUUAGUCAAAGCAGAAUAACAUACACACGCAGUCACUAAUACAACACGUAUGUAAAUGAAUUUGUUCGAUAAAUUACUCUAUGGGGUUUAUUAUCGUCCAAAUACACUGGAUGGCGCUGUAUUUCAAUAUCAUAGUUAGAAAAGAUUGUGGUUUUCCUCACCAGAUGGCGCUAGAAGUAAUGGACCGUAAUUGUGUAUACUUCAGCCAUUUGCCAGUUUGAUCGCAAAGGGAGUGUCGAUAGGAAAACUGUGUUGUUUGCAACUAAAUGCGGAUGUAUUUGUGAUCGCGGUAUAUUAUUACUAUAAGAACAACUAGAGGAUAACUAUUAGGUGAAAAACGGAGACCUGCAACCAUGAGUUGGGGUAUAGAUUUGUGGGAUCAGUAUGACAACAUCUCCUUGCACACCCACAAGGGCAUAGACUUCAUGGAGAAGUACGGUCACUUCCAGCGUGAUCGCUGCUCCAUAGAGCUGGACUACGCCAGCAAGCUUAGGAAAUUGGUGAAAUCGUAUCUACCGAAGAAGAAAGCCGACGAAAAACAGUUCUCGUGUUGGACUUCGUUCAUCGCGAUGUUGAACGAGACGAACGACCUCGCGGGUCAGCACGAGGUCAUAGCCGAGAACCUCACAUCUUCCAUAAUCAAAGAGCUGUUCGGCUUAGUCAAAGAACUGAAGGAAGAACGAAAGCGGGGCCUCAACGAGGCGCAGAAGCACAAGUUAACUCUACAGAAUCAAGAAAUGCAGCUAGACAAGGCCAAGAGGUUGUAUGAAAAAUCGCACAAGGACUCGUUACGAGCGAAGCUGGCGUAUGAGCGGGCGGAGGCAGAUCUGACGCACACGCUGAAAAUCGGCACACCAGGACUCUUGCGUUACGGAGCGAAGCUCUGGCAAUAUGAGCGGGCGGAGGCAGAUCUGAAACCUGUCAGAGCCGACGUAGAAAAGCAAAAGAACACAGCCCAGCUGAAGGGACAGCAAUUCGAGGAUAGUAAAAGUGAUUAUGCGACACAGCUACAGAAAUUCAAUGAACUACAACACCAGCAUUACACAACUGCUGUUCCACAGAUAUACCAGACACUGCAGGAGAUGGAUGAGAAGAGGAUCGUCAGCUUCCAGGACUUCAUGCGGCGGUCAGUGACCAUCGAGAAGAACGUCUUCCCCAUCAUCGACACGUGUCUCAACGGCAUCGUCAAGGCAGCAGACGCCAUCGACCCAAAGGAGGACGCUAGGCUCGUCAUAGACCGCUACAAGUCUGGCUUCUCUCUGGACGACCUGCAAGGCUGUGACAACAGCGGCGACGACGAGAGGUCUUCACCCCAGCAUCUUCUACCAAGCGCAGCAUCCUCCCGCUCGCAUCGCAGCGAGCGUGGCUUCGAAAUUUUGCUUUGCAUGGUGGCGCUGCAAAAAGCCGUGUAUUGCAUGGUGGCACUGCAAGCGACCGUGCGUCGUAUGGUGGCGCCGCAAGCGACCGUGCGUCGCAUGGUGGCGCUGCAAGCGGCCGUGCGUCGCAUGGUGGCGCUGCAAGCGGCCGUGCGUCGCAUGGUGGCGCUGCAAGCUGCCCUCGGCCGUGCAACGCAUGGUGGCGCUGCAAGCGGCCUUGCAUCGCAUGGUGGCGCUGCAAGCAUUUUUAUAUCUGCCGUUAGUUAUGUAAAGUUGGUUUUGCUGACUUGCGCAGGCGACUGUUUGUUCCCUUGUUCCAGCAUCCCUGAUGAAAUGAAGGAGGACUACAGUGACCUGCCGCCGAGUCAGCGCCGCAAGAAGCUGCUUGCCAAGCUGGAGGGCAUCCAAACGCAUAUCAACCAGGAGACGGCUGCCAGGGACGCGCUGCAGAAGAUGAAGGCUGUGUAUGAGGAGAAUCCGGCGCUAGGCGACCCGAACAGCCUCGACAAGCAGCUGAACGAGAACGGAGACAAGCUGGACAAGCUGCGGCUAGAGCAGCAGAAAUUCCAGUCGUACUUGGACGAGGCUGAGAACAAGCUGACGCCGAACACGAUGAAGCGAAGUCGCAACAGCUUCCCGACAGACAACAUGUCGCGCAGCUCGUCCGACCUGCAGGUGGGAGGGGGAGGCAGCGCGCGCAACAGCCACAUGCUGCAGAGCCCGCAGAACACGCAGCACGAGUCUUCUGUUAGUCCAGAGAGCGGCAUCGACACGACGGGUGGAACCAACUCCGACUUCGACCAGGGAGAGUUUGAGGACGACUACUAUCAGACCUUCCCCGUGCUCGGUGUCGCCAAGGCCCUAUAUCACUUCGAUGAGGAAUCGGCAGCGUCGAACGAGGGCUCGGUGCCGAUGGAGGAGAGCGAGGAGUUUCACGUCAUCGAGAAGGACCAGGGCGACGGCUGGACGCGCGUACGCAAGCUCAACGGCGAGGAGGGCUUUGUGCCGUCCUCCUACAUCGAGAUCGAGCUCAACAAUCCCUAGCGCCCCCUGGCGAGCACGGGCGGCCGCGCGCGAUUCUUGUACAUACGAAAAACUCUUAGGUGUUGAUCGUCGACCGUAACCGGGGGGUGGGUGGCCGGGGGAGGGAGGGGGUGUCGUCUCCGGAGUCAGCUCGAGGGGGAGCGUCGUCCGGUUGUACCGCCUGGCGACCGUCUCGCGGACGAAGGUGGCAGUUUUACGCGGCAGAGUGGAUCGAGCUGACUGCGUCGUCUUCCGGGAGCCAGACCCGUGUUUUAUACGCGCCCUCGGUGUCAGACAGCUAGUGUUAACUCGACGUAAAUUUUGUUGUUAUUACCCGGUUGCCAAGCAACCAUUCCGUGUACCGCAAUGCCAAAUGUCACGUCGCAGACUUUUAGAGGGGUGGGUUGAUGACGCGGACGGAUACCUGUUUGCACACAUGCGGACACAGUGAGCCGUGUGUAAGUCAUUUAACUUAUUGUCGUGUAUCUUAACUUAUUAAGAUGCAAAGUGAGGACGAGAUUGAAAGAGAGAGAGAGAGAGAGAGAGAGAGAGCUCCUAUUAAGAUUUCUAAAGAUUUUUAACGAUUUUAAUUUACGUACUUGCUCAUGUGUUAAUCCUACGUGCUUCGGUGCCUCGGGGUCUCUCUGUAUGUUGAUGCAGCAGUGGACCCAGUGUUUUGGUGGGUAGGCAGUAUCAGUACUGGGCAAUGGGGAAAUCGGCAACUGGAAGUUGUAGCAGCUUCACAGUGUCCACCCAGCUGUGGUUGGAUGGUUACAGCAAUACUGUAUCAUGCUGGCUGUUGUGAGUGAGUGGGUCACUCGUGAGUCAGUGAGAGAGUUAGCGAGUGAGUGAGCGAGUGAGUGAGUGAGUGAGUGAGUGGGUGAGUGAGUGAGUAAGUGCGUGCGUGAGUGAGUGAGUGUUUGAGUGAGUAAGUGCGUGAGUGAGUGAGUGCAUGUGUGCGUGCGUGUGUGAGUGAGUGAGCGAGUGAGCUAGUGCCACGCGUCACACAGACACCGCUCCCAAGUCACAGUCACAGUCACAGCUACAGUCACAGCUGAGAACCCGAGGCACCGAGACGAGACAUGCAGAUUGAUGAUUCUGAGACAGAGAGACUGGGCGAGACGUCACGCAGCCGAGUGUAUCAUACGUUAGGGUGCGCGUAGGUUUCCUUUUGCAAUUAUCCUGUGUAAGAUAGGGACGAAGUUGUAUAAAAUUUAACGUGUUAUAUAUAAAUAAUUAUAUAUGUGUGUGUGUGUGUAUGUCUAGCCGUGUGCGUGCGCGUGAGUACGCACGUAUACCCAACCGUGGCUCGCUCGCUGGAUAUCUACUCUGCCAUCUUAUUUUCCCUAACGCUGGUUGGAUGUGAAUUGACAAUAUCGUCGGUGCGUGCGAUUCGGGAUCGAAUGUUCGAGCGCACGAGGCGAAUUCCGAUAAUCCACUAAAGUUGCCGCGAUUCCUUCUGUGAAGGGCGUGGUACGGUCGUCGUGGUUCGAACGUAAUUCUGUAGAAACUUUCGCUCGCUGCGUACUAAUUCCUUUGACGUGAACACCGGUCGUGUGUUAACUCAUCGUAUGAUUCUUAUGAACUUGGUUGCUAGUAACCCCCCCCCCCCUCUUCCCUUGUCAUGUUGUAUAAAUAUAUAUAUAUCUCUUUACUAUCGUGUGCGCGUUAAGAGUUCACACGCGCAGGUGGACGUGUGAAGGUGGAAGGCGAGUGCGCGUGACGUCACUAGGUCGCCUCACAAGGUCAACGAACGAAGUCGGUGAGGUCACCACUGAAUAAAGGUCACGACGUCGCGUCGACGGCAACUCACGACGAAGUCGUGAUGUUGGAUGCUGCCGCGAGAGGGCGUCGUGAGUCUUUGGUUCGAUUAUUAUGGGCGCGUUUUACGCUAAAAUCUGCUUUGUAAGUGCUGCGAGUUGUCGGUCAUCUGUAGCAGCGGUGGGGGUGAGGCGGAGCGGAACGAGUAGGUAAUUGUGAGCUGGUAAAGCUGUGGUGCCUGCGUGCAUGAAGCUUGCAUGCUGGGCUGUGGCUUCCUGUCUUCUUCUUCCAUCUUCUCGCGUCGUCUCUCGCGCCUUGUCGCUCUCGCGCGCGCGCUCUCUCUCUUCGUUGCAUUGUGGCCGGCUAGUUGAUAUCAAUCGCCAUGUCUGCCACCGUCCACGGCUCGUCUUAGUUUCCGAAGACGACUACAGGUGGCACCAGCUGUAUUUUACCACUUGCAAUAAAUGUACGUUGUUGUGUCCCUAUAAUAA